AAGAGAAAUAUAAAAUACAACCAAAUUCCGGACAUGAAGAUCGUGACAUUGGUACUCGUUGUCUUCGUCAUCCUUUCGACAUCAUUCCCGGCUGCCAUCGUCAAAGCCGCAGACACGGGAGAUACAGGAGACACGGGAGAUACAGGAAAUGUGGGAGUGACAUGUGACGCAAGGCAGCUUCAGCCUUGCCUUGCCGCGAUUACGGGAGGAGGACAACCCUCAGGUGCAUGUUGUGCAAAGCUUACAGAGCAACAAUCAUGCCUUUGUGGUUUCGCUAAGAACCCUGCGUUUGCACAGUACAUUAGCUCUCCAAACGCUCGCAAAGUGCUCGUUGCUUGUGGUGUUGCUUAUCCUACUUGUUGAAAUAUACACUACUAGAGAUUUUAUAAAUAAAUAAUUGAAAU
Arabidopsis arenosa is the source of this 404-nucleotide messenger RNA. The record is from the annotation of a GenBank genome assembly. Lineage: Eukaryota; Viridiplantae; Streptophyta; Magnoliopsida; Brassicales; Brassicaceae.